Symbiodinium sp. CCMP2592 is the source of this 915-nucleotide messenger RNA. NCBI's taxonomy places the organism in Eukaryota, Dinophyceae, Suessiales, Symbiodiniaceae. The record is from the annotation of a GenBank genome assembly.
AUGGGGGUUACCCGACACACGGCGAAGGCCAAGGCCAAAACCGGGGCGAGCAAGGCCAAGGCCAAGGCUAAGCCCACGGCAGCGAAGAAGGCAAAGGACCCUGUCAAGGGCAAACUCAGCAACCUGGUAACACAAUGCAAGAAUGCAGUGAAGAAGUUGGAGGAUCACGACAGCGGCAAAGCAACUCUCAGCGAAGAGGAAGUCGGCAAGCUCAGAAGCAAGAAGAAAUUCUACGACGACUAUUGCCAAUUGCCUCGGAAUGCCACCGAGCAAAGGAUGCAAAUGCUCUCCUCCUGGGAGCAAGACAAGACAGGGAAGAUGUGGGCCGAGAAGAUCCAGUCCCUGGAGAGCGACAAGGCGACCACCGCCAGCAAGGUGGGUGGGUUCUUGUCUCGUUGGGAGAUCGCCGACCAGGAGAACCUGAACCUUCAGAUCCCCGAGCAGAAGAAGCUUUGGGAGUCCAUCCUCGAGGAAAUCCCCUGGGAUGAGGAAUGGAACCAAGAGGAUAAUCGUGAGCGAGCCCUUGCGAAAGCCGGGGAACGUCGCUACCACUACGGCAAAACCAAGAUGACAACGACAACGGACACAGUUCGUCACAAAGAGACGAUGCAGGCCGGGUACAACCUGAACGACAAGGAGAAGAAGCAGGCCCUGCAGGACAGCCCCAAUCAGCCUUCAAUCGAGGUCCGGGAUCCCCUUUUGGUUGCCUUGAGGCAAGAGCUGCAGACCAUGAACCCCGGGAAAAAGGCUGUCGAGAGAAACCUGAGCACGAUCAAGGACUUUGCAAAGCUCGAUGCCCUGGACGUCGGGAGCGAGGAGUCGGUCCAGCAGGCCAAGGACAUUAACACGCAGGCAGGUGUGCACGUGGAUGCUGCUGGCAGAGUCAUCAAGAAGUUGAAGACGAUGAACGAGUGA